ACCAUCAUCACUUUCACUGCGAAACUUCCAAAGUUGAUAUAUUCUGAGCCAACGAAACUCGAGCGAGCAGUCUACAAUCAAUACUCGACGAUCGGCAAUCCGCAAGUCCAUCAAAACUUCUCGAAGAACAGUGGCUUUGUGACACCUUCCAUCGUGAAUUUUCCGUCAUAUAUAGUAGCUUUCGCUCGAGACACGAACAUGUACAAGGCCUCCCUGAGGCUCUCACAAUCCCAAAGGGUAGGAGAUACCCGCCACUGUUCGAAAUGACGCACCAACGACACAUGACUCCAGCUGUUCCCUGUCCUUAUAAGCCUCGUUUCUGGUUUCUCAUUGCUCCCACAAACUUCACUGUCAUGAAGCUGUCGCUAUCGUGCUUCUUUUUCUCGCUAUGGCCCUCCCUGUGCGCCACGGCCGACCCGGUCACGAUCACAACAACCAGUGGCCACCUUCGAGGAGUAGUGGACGAUGGAGUUUUAUCUGUCAAGGGCGUCAGAUUUGGGCUUGCACCUACAGGUGCCCUUCGCUGGUUACCUCCCGUCGCUUUUCGAUCUGCCGCUGUUCAAGAUGCAACGAAAUUAGGACCUUCAUGUAUCCAGCAGUUUACAUUUGCCACCGCCAAUUUGACAGAGUUUCUGUUUAACAAUCCUCCACCGCCAGAGAACGAGGAUUGCUUGUUCCUCAAUGUUUGGGCGCCGUCCCCCGUUACGCCGUUGAAACUGAAACCGGUACUCUUUUGGAUUUACGGAGGAAGCCUUGCCUUCGGUACUGGUUCUCUCCCGGCCUACGACGGGACUUCCAUAGCCAAAAAUCAAGAGCUAGUCGUGGUCACCUUCAACUACCGCACUAACGUCUUCGGCUUCCCUUCUGCUCCCGACUUACCUCUCACCGGGAACAAUCUUGGCUUCCUUGAUCAAGAACUCGCUCUAAAUUGGGUCCACGAAAAUAUCAUUCACUUUGGAGGGGAUCCAACCCAGGUCACGAUCAUGGGACAAUCUGCUGGGAGCGUGUCGGUAGCGGCUGCAAUAACGAGAAAUCAACAGGGAUUCAAAGCGGGUAUUAUGCUCUCCGGUGCUCCUCUUGGUCCUGCCGAUGAUGCUCCUGACUUCUCGUCGUUCGAUGAUUUUGCGAAUGCGGUGAAUUGUGAACAGUCUCCCGGACCUCGUCGUCUCGCUUGUUUGAGGCAAAUCCCUGCUACCGUCGUUAGGAACUUUACCAACGGGCCUUCGAGUGGAGCGUUUGGUCUGGUCCUUGACAAUUUUACAUUUUUUGGAGAUCCACUAGGAAGGAUCCUCGCUCAUAAAACCACCCGCACGCCGCUCAUGAUCGGCAACACUCAAAAUGAUGCAUCCUUAUUCGUCUUGGGUCUCACGAACCUCACCGAAUUCUUACAGUCAACACUUCCCGGUGUUCCUAUCUCUGCUGACCAGAUACGGGGUUUGUAUCCUGGGAGAAAUGAUGUUCAAGUUAUCGGAGCGUUUUCGACGGAUUUAACAUUCCGAUGUCCGGCAUCCCUUUGGGCUGGCGCGAUGGUAAAGGCAGGAAUCAAAGAUGUGUUUCGGUAUAGCUAUGGCGCUGUGUUCCCUGACACUCAGCUUUUCCCCAAUGCAGGGGCUUGGCAUUCGUCUGAACUGGAACUCAUUUUCGGAACGUUCAACCAAACGUCGUCAGGUAACGACAAGGCCGUCCUGUCGAAAUCUCUUCAGACCGCCAUUGCGAAUUUUGUGAAGAAUCCUAGUACGGUGUCACCGGCACCGAAUUGGGAGCGGUAUGAUCCUGGUCAGAAGACGUUGGCUGAAUUGGCGUUUAGUGGGAACGUUGGGUUUGAUGAUUUUGUUAAUCCGGUGAUGAGUGAUAGUGAGGAUGGGUCGUGCAAUGCCUUGUUGGAUAAGAUUAUUACUUCGGGAGUGUGAAGUAGUAGUAAUAGUACGAUGAUUACAUUGAUUUAGCG
This is a messenger RNA of Marasmius oreades (fairy-ring Marasmius), 1948 nucleotides long. RefSeq lists its product as uncharacterized. The transcript has 11 exons. Gene Ontology annotation, molecular function: cholinesterase activity. The record is from RefSeq and is a predicted model, not a curated record. Bases 264 to 1910 code for a protein of 548 amino acids. NCBI's taxonomy places the organism in Eukaryota, Fungi, Basidiomycota, Agaricomycetes, Agaricales, Marasmiaceae.